GUCCAUUUGAUUCCUGUGACAUAUUCUGACUUUGUUCUUUGGUGAUAAUUCCUCGUACCAGGUUCAGCUGAACCUGACGGUGGUCCAUUUACCAGAAGCUGUUUCUAGGUCAAGUGGAACCCAUGACUAAGAUGCUCUUCAUGCUCUAUUUUCCUGUCUUCUCCAUGGUUAGAGGGACCAUAUUAAAUACCACAACCAUUGCUGAUAACAAGGCCUAAGUGUUAUCCUUUUAUCCUUGAUGUGCGAUGUAGAACUCAACGUGCUGUGUUUUGAUCCUAGUGUCAACUGGGAGAGUUUGCCUCUAUACUCCUUAAGAUUGUGAUAUUUUUUGGAAGGAAAGAGGCGUGGGACAUUCCCUCGAUUCGUUCUCCGGAGAACCUCUUGUGAGCAUCCUCUUUGUCACGUUUCUCCUUUUGAUUUUUCGUUGCAUCGAGUCUAUGAUAUGACUAACAUCGAUCAUCAAUGCAAUUAUAUAUAUAUAUAUAUAGUACUGUAUCAUAUGUAGACUUUAUCAAGUCAUGGAUUUGCCCAUAGUUUGUAGGUUCAUAUAGUCAUCUGACCCUGCAAUCAAUGUUGCAAUGGAAUUACCAAAAAUUUGAGCCAGAUGUAAAGGCCAAUCUUAUCUAAAGCCAGAAAAAUCCUCGAGCAUUCAAAUGUUGAGGACCAUUGCAGAAAGCAAGAAACACAACGGAAUCUCUGUCGUAUGCAUGCUCAUGUAGAGAACAGAUUCAUAACUAUGGCUUACUCUGCUCUGUCUUCGGUCAAGACUCAGUGGUUGAUGGUUGUAGCUAAUCAUGCUCAUUUGGGAUUCACUAAAUCAACAUCUAUGUGUUGAAUAAAAGACUUCCAAGUCCAAUCCAAGUGUCAACCAGGAAGAUUCUGUACUCUGGGUAGGGAUUCUACGUGUUUAAGAGCUGCCAUUGAUGUCCGGAAUGCCACCUUCAAUUCACGUUGUAAUUGGAGAGAUCAGUAAAUGGAGAACACCUCCUUCCGUUCUUCUCUCCACCCUCGAAAGGUUGAAUCUUGUUUGUAGUCGGUAUGUUGACGAGCUGCAAACCUACCUACAGUGAAACACACCCAUCAACAACUGUCAUUUGAGAGAGAGAGAGAGAUGUUAUAGUAAGCUUGGCUUCCCCUUUGAGCCUUCACAUGUGAAUCCAUGUCAGGAACUGUAUAGUUGGGUAGCUCCCAACCAAAGCAGUCUACUGCUGCUGCUGCUGCUGCUGCUCUCUGCAACCACUGACUGGUAUUCAGUUUCUUCCCAGCCUUUUGGGUUGUGCUGCUGCUUUAUCCAACCGUCCAUCUUCUCCACUGUUCUCACUUUGUUCAGUCUACUCUUCUGUUCUUCCUAUUUCCCCUGUUUUGACAUGGAUUCAUCUUAGGGUUUGCUUCUUCUCCUUGUGUAGUUGCCAUCUCUAGUGGUUCUGGUUCCUUUGAUGGUGGUUUUUAGUGUUGUUGAUCGGUCACGAACAGGGAGACAGCGGUAUAAGAUGGAUGGAGAGAGGAAGGAGUGGCAGGAGUAGGGAAAAGACAGAACAGCGUAAGGUAACGAAACAGGGGAGGCGAGAAAGAGAGUUCUGAGAGGGGGGUUGCUCCUGAUGGACUGGGACUCCAAGAUCCCUCUAUGGGAUUUAGCAGACCUCGGCCGAGAUGCCGAUCCAAGCGUUGGCAUCGGCUGCGGCGUGGGACGCCGGCCGAGCGAGGUGGACUGCUCGGUCGAUCUGAAGCUUGGGGGAUCUGGAGAUUUUGUGCCGUCACAUGGCUGGAAAGACCAACCUAAGGUGCCGACGAUGGCGGCCUCGUCUGGUGCGUCGAAGAGGCUUCCCCGAAACCCUGGAAAUGGCAGCCAGAAAGCGGCAUGCUCGGUCGACGGGUGCAAGGCGGAUUUGAGUGGUUGCAGGGAGUAUCACAGGCGCCACAAGGUCUGCGAAGCCCAUUCCAAGACGCCGGUGGUGAUGGUCGGUGGGCGAGAGCAGCGUUUCUGCCAGCAGUGCAGCAGAUUCCAUUUACUGGUGGAAUUUGAUGAAGUAAAACGAAGCUGUAGAAGACGUCUUGAAGGUCAUAAUAGACGUCGAAGGAAACCGCAGCCAGAUUCCAUAAACUCAGGGAGCUUGUUUGCAAAUCAUCAAGCUUCUUGGACAGGGGCCACAUUUUCUUCAUAUCCUCCAAUAUUUCCAACAGCUACACCAGAACCCAAUUGGCCUGGAGCUGUCAAGACCGAAGACACUGCUCUCUAUGCACAUUGCCUGCCUUCUCAUGGCACAAACAGAAACCAUAAUGUUCUCAGUACCCAAAGCUGGAGCCAAGAAGGAAGGCAGUUUCCUUUCUUGCAGGAGAACAAGACCACCUUCAGCAAAAUAACACUAGGAAUCCCAGUAGGCCAGCCACAUCUCAGGACAUUCAUGCCGUCCGGUAACAGCUGCAGCGGCGGCAAGAUAUUCUCUGAUGGAUCAUCUGAACCUAUCGACUCCGAUUGUGCUCUCUCUCUUCUGUCAGCACCAACUCCGAGCAUCAACACAGGCUUAGGCCAAAUGGUUCAGAUUCCUGCAGGGAUGGAAGACGAUCAUGCGGGCAUUUUUCUCGUCUCCGAUGCUAAUGAAUCUGAGAUACAUUUCCCAAAUGUACUUCAUGUUGGGGGUGAAGGUUCAUCGGUGGGGACAUCUCAAAGUCUUCCAUUUUAUUGGCAGUGUUAGGUCCAGCUCCAGUAAGGUAUCUUUUAGCUAAACAUUGUUGGGGCUCAGCUUCUGAUCCCUCCAUGAUCUGAAGCUUUUUUUUCUCAUUUUAUUUCCAUGACCUGGAAGAAGAUGGACUACCUUAAUUUACUUGUGGUAGAAUAACUAACCAAUGCUGGAAUUGAAUUAUGAUUAAGAUUGUUGUGUUUGCUA
This is a messenger RNA of Musa acuminata AAA Group (dessert banana), 2885 nucleotides long. Its product is annotated as squamosa promoter-binding-like protein 16. Gene Ontology annotation, molecular function: DNA binding. The coding region runs from base 1599 to 2693 and encodes 364 amino acids. The record is from RefSeq and is a predicted model, not a curated record. Gene Ontology annotation, cellular component: nucleus. Lineage: Eukaryota; Viridiplantae; Streptophyta; Magnoliopsida; Zingiberales; Musaceae. The transcript is spliced from 4 exons.